CAAAAAUAUUAAUAAGAAAAUGUGGAUUAUCAUUUGUGGUUGUGGUUUCGCUAAGAGAAGCCUUAGCAGAGCGCGGGUGUUUCCUUCCGUCUUCCUCGUGCUCUUGAUUUGGAUCUAGCAGAAGCGGGAGUCAUCAGAGACUCAGAGUUCAAGCAAUGAGUGCCAUAGCGCAACGGGAUGAGAAUAAUGUACCUGAUCAUCUUCUUGUUCUUGUACACGGUAUUUGGGCCAGUCCCAGCGUCUGGCUCUACGUGGAAGCUGAGAUGAAAAGACGCGUUGGAACAAGAUUCCUGAUCUAUGGCUGCACAGCAAGUUCUUCCAAUACUUCCACUAAAACGUUUGGCGGAAUCGAUGGAGCUGGAAAACGACUAGCAGAAGAGGUUAGACAAGUAGUCCAAAAGAGCAAGAGCUUGAAGAAGAUUUCAUUUUUAGCCCACUCUCUCGGUGGCUUAUUUGCCAGACAUGCUGUUGCUGUUCUUUAUUCACAAGCCAAUGAUGAUGCUGUCUCUAAAUCUGGGGAUUCACAUAUUCUGCGAGGUAGGAUUGCUGGCCUCGAACCAAUUAAUUUCAUCACCUUGGCUACACCUCAUUUAGGAGUCAGAGGCAGAAAACAGCUGCCUUUCCUUUUGGGAGUUCCUAUUUUAGAGAAACUUGCUGCCCCAAUAGCUCCGUUUUUUAUUGGUCGCACUGGUACACAGUUGUUUCUUACUGAUGGUAAAGCUGAUAAACCACCUCUUCUCUUGAGGAUGGCAUCUGACUGUGAAGAUCUUAAAUUUUUAUCGGCUCUGGGGGCAUUUCCAUGUCGCAUCGUAUAUGCAAACGUAUCUUAUGACUACAUGGUUGGUUGGCGUACAUCUUCCAUAAGGAGAGAAACUGAACUUUUCAAGCCUCCACGACGGUCGUUGGAUGGAUACAAGCAUGUUGUCGAUGUAGAAUACUGCCCACCUGUUUCAUCAGAUGGAGCCCAUUUCCCUCCAGAAGCUGCUAAAGCUAAGGAAGCCGCACAAAGCUCGCCUAGUCCUCAGAACACACUUGAGUAUCAUGAAAUAGUAGAAGUUUCCAAAAAAAAUUUCAGAGGAGAUGAUCCGUGGCCUGCAGACAUUAGGGUGGAAGAAAGUGGAUGUCAGCUUCCACUCCACCUUCUGGCCUUACCUAGCUCAUAACAACAUCCACGUGAAAAGUGAAAGACUUCACAAAGCAGGAGCUGGAGUUGUUGCGCACGUGGUAGAUAGCAUAAAACAGCAAGAGUCUUCUACCUUUAUUACCGCCAGCUUAUGAAUUGUCCACGUCUUGGAGUGUUUAACCAGUUAAGCUGAAUGUGCCACGACAUUAAAACCAUACAUGUGUGUUCUUACUUACCAGUUCGGGAGAUAGAUGCGGAUCAAGAACGUUCACAUUCCUGACGAUUUCUUUAUGUGCAGCCCCCAAUUUUUUUUUACAAAAUCAUUUUACAUAUAUAAAAUAUUUACUUGUACACGAAUAAUUUUUUUUUGUUGUUGUUAUAGUUUAAUAAAAAUAAAUUUAAGAAUAUAA
Brassica rapa (field mustard) is the source of this 1533-nucleotide messenger RNA. RefSeq names its product putative lipase ROG1. Lineage: Eukaryota; Viridiplantae; Streptophyta; Magnoliopsida; Brassicales; Brassicaceae. Gene Ontology annotation, biological process: lipid metabolic process. The record is from RefSeq and is a predicted model, not a curated record.